ACUCAGCACAGUCUCAACGCCGACUAAUUUCCUACUUCUCAGUUCUCUCUCUCUCCCUCAACCUCGACCUCGACUUUUUUGCUAAAUCACCAUGUUUAUCCAUUUCUUCUUCGACGAAUCAAUCAAAUCCAGUCCUUUAAUUAUGCUACUUAAGAAUUAAUUACGAUACGGAAUUCCUUUAUUACCCGCUGAUACCUCCAGAAGGAUUUUUUUUUAUUAGCGGAACAGUUUGUAGGAAAAAAAAAAUGGCGAUGGAUGAUAAUGAGAGCUGCGGCAGCCGAUCAGUGGAGACGGCGUCGUCGAAGCAGAGCCGCCAUGAGAGACAGCGGUUUGAAGUUUACACUGAAGUUCUGAGCCGUCUCCAGGAUUUGGAUCGCCAGGAGGUUAAGCUCCCUGGCUUCGAAGACCAGCUCUGGCACCAUUUCAAUCGCCUUCCUGCUCGAUAUGCAAUGGAUGUGAAUGUGGAAAGAGCAGAAGACGUGCUGACGCAUAAGAGGUUACUGCUUCUAGCUGAGGACCCGGAUAACAGACCGGCUUUUGAUGUUCGCCUUGUCCAGGUUCAUCCUAGUGGAGCUGAGAAUGAUCUAGAUUCUGCUCAUUCGGAUUCUUUGAUGCGGGAAGAUGCUCAAAGUCAUACAUUUGAAUCCAAUAGGCGGGGAAUCCAUCCUCCACCUACAUUUGGUUCAUCAUCUAAUCUUGAGGCGCUUGGUGUUCAAAGUAGUGGAGCACAUGUGGAUGAUGUGGAACGUGAUAUAAAUUCAAUUUUUGAGACUUCACGGCCCAUGCAUGAGAUCACUUUUUCAACGGUUGACAAGCCAAAAUUGCUUAGUCAGUUGACGUCAUUACUUUCUGACAUUGGGCUGAACAUUGAAGAAGCCCAUGCAUUCUCCACUACUGAUGGCUUUUCUUUGGAUGUCUUUGUUGUUGCUGGGUGGCCUUAUGAGGAAACUGAGCUGCUAAAGAGUAAGCUGCAAAAGGAAAUUAAGAUGGCCAAGGAGCAGCCUUCCUCAGAAAAAAAUGUACCACCUAUGACUGAGAAUUAUGAAAGAGGAAACCCAUCCGUGUCGGAAUAUGUGAAAAUACCUACUGACGAGAUUGAUGUCUGGGAAAUUGAUCCCCGCCAGUUGAGAUUUGGGAAUAGGAUUGCUUCUGGAGCAUUUGGUGAUCUGUAUAAAGGUACAUAUUGUAGUCAAGAAGUUGCCAUAAAAGUUCUCAAACCUGAGAGAGUAAAUAUAGACAUGUUGAAAGAGUUCUCCCAGGAGGUUUUCAUCAUGAGGAAAAUUAGGCAUAAGAAUGUAGUUCAGUUUCUGGGUGCAUGCACAAAACCUCCAAACCUCUGCAUUGUCACGGAAUUCAUGUCCAAAGGAAGUGUGCACAGUUUCUUGCACAAGCAAAAAAGCACCUUUAAGCUUUCUACCAUUAUCAGAGUGGCAAUGGAUGUUUCUAAGGGAAUGAACUAUUUGCACCAGAAUAAUAUAAUUCAUCGGGAUUUGAAGACUGCUAAUCUUCUAAUGGAUGAACAUGAAGUAGUUAAGGUUGCCGAUUUUGGCGUUUCUAGAGUGGUGUCCCAAACUGGGGUUAUGACUGCAGAAACUGGUACAUACAGGUGGAUGGCUCCUGAGGUAAUUGAGCACAAACUUUAUGAUCACAAGGCUGAUGUUUUCAGCUUCGGCAUUGUACUAUGGGAGCUUCUAACAAGAGAAAUUCCGUAUUCAGAUUUGACACCUUUGCAAGCAGCUAUAGGGGUUGUGCAGCAGGGUCUACGGCCUGCAAUUCCUAAGCACACACAUCCAAAAUUAGUAGAGCUGCUUGAGAAGUGCUGGCUGCAGGAUCCUACUCACAGACCAAAUUUCUCCCAAAUUUUGGAAAAUUUGCAGAGAAUUGCCAAGGAGGUUGUAGAUGAAGUAGAAGAUCGGCAGAAGGACAAAUCGAUCGGUGGGUUUUUCUCCUCUCUCAGGAAGGGCCAUCAUUGACAAUUCGACGUUAUGAUUCUGUUGCAUAGAAUUUCAUCAUUUGUUGAGUACAGAAUUUUUUUUUCCCCCUCGUUAUCGAAACACGUGUAAUCCAUCGGGUUAGUGAAAAGUUUCCUUUCAGCUAUUAAUGCAGCUUUGAACCACUUAUCCAAUCAAGGCUCGGUAACCUUUUACAGGUACUAUUUUCAA
Molecule: messenger RNA, 2162 nt
Organism: Coffea arabica (coffee)
Lineage: Eukaryota; Viridiplantae; Streptophyta; Magnoliopsida; Gentianales; Rubiaceae
Product: serine/threonine-protein kinase STY8
Biological process (GO): protein phosphorylation
Molecular function (GO): protein serine/threonine kinase activity; ATP binding
Source: RefSeq, a predicted model, not a curated record